Molecule: messenger RNA, 3539 nt
Organism: Jatropha curcas
Lineage: Eukaryota; Viridiplantae; Streptophyta; Magnoliopsida; Malpighiales; Euphorbiaceae
Product: bZIP transcription factor, putative (DUF630 and DUF632)
Source: RefSeq, a predicted model, not a curated record
GUUUUAAUGCUCCUGUAGUCCUCUUCACUACCCUACCCUCCCUUGAUUGAUUCAAAUACAUUAAUACAAUACGGAGAUACAGAGAAAGUGACAUUUUCUCUGCAAAUCUCUAAUUAAUUUCCAUUUCCAUCCUUUAUUUUCCCUUUUUUUUUUUCUCUCUGUUUCUUUUCGAUUUCUUUGAAAUAUAUUAAUUAUUCUUUACUGAACUGGAAUGAACGUAGAUAUCACACACAAAUAAGCACACUCACGCAUAUCGAGGCUACCUUCUUCUCUGCACCCACUGUUACAGAUUCCUCUCUCUCCUGCUUUUAACACUUCCUCUGUUUUGUUUGCAUAAUUGCAGGUCCUUCUCUCUCUAUUUCUGUCUGUGUGAAAUCUGAUUACAGCAUUGGCUUUCAAUCUUCAGGUUUCUGUUAAUGGCUUAGAUUUUUUUUGACUUCUCAACCGCUCUUUGCUUGUUCGUGUUACCAUCUUAUUGUGAAAACAACUACUCCCUUCUCCGCCUUUUCACUUUCGGCUCUGUUUUUCCCCUGAAAGAAAAGAAAAGAUAAACCAUAUCAUUUUUUCUACUUCAUUUUCGGUUUGUACUGUCUUACUCUUGUCUCAAUCCUGUAAUCAGAGCUUUCUUCAAGUGGGUUUCUCGUUUCUUGUACAACAACACAACGCAUUUGCUUCUGUUGCUGUAGAAAAGCCCGCUCUGCUCUAAACCAAAGUUGGGUUUUUAAGAAGAAAGGGUUUUGCCUUUUUUCCUUCGUAUCAUUCCUUCAUUUUCAUUACCAUUGUGAAUUUCUUCAGGUGCAUUUAUAAUUGUUUCCAGAGUUUUUAUGGUCUUCUAGGCAGAUUCUAAAGAGCGAAGUUAGUAUACUAGAACGGUGUCGUUCAAGCUCUUGGGAAUAGUGGGUUUAAGAAAUGUCUAUGAGUACGAGGAAAAUGCAGUUAGAGUGCAAUUUCUGGUGAAAAAAAGUUUAUUUAUUUAUUUAUUUUCAUUCUGUUUGGAUACUCAAAAAUGGAGUUCAUUUCAUGAAACGGGUACUCAUUUCUUACUUUAAAAAUGGGUUCUGCAAGCUCUAAAGCAGAGAGAAAUGAAGCUUUGCGUUUAUGCAAAGAGCGAAGGAGGUUCAUAAAGCAAGCAAUAGAUUCAAGGUACAAUCUUGCAGCAGCUCAUGUAUCUUAUAUUAUCUCUUUAAAAAACCUUGGCAUAGCUCUCCGGCGAUUUGCAGAGGCAGAGAUUUUGAUAGAAUCUUCUCUAUCAACAACGUCUGCAACUGAACUUGACAAAACCCCAUCACACUCCUCAUACCCUUCUCCCUCUCCCUCUCACAUUGCAGAGGUUUCCGAUUCACCUUUGCAUAAUGAAAGUCCCAUUUCACCCCCAGUGGUGAAAAUGAGUUAUAUGAGAGCAGGGGGAGUUAGCAAUUCUGUGACUGUAAAGAUUAGUUUGAAUAAUGGUAAUGAUGGUUUUGUUGAAGAUGAAUCGUUAGGGUUUUCCAUGCCAAUGCCGCCUCCUCCUCCUCCUCCUCCUCCUUUUGAGUCAGGUGGUUCUUGGGAUUAUUUUGAUCCAAGUGAUAAUUGUGAAAGUUUUAGGUUUUUUAGGGGCAAUGAAUUGGAUGUGGAUUUUGAUGAUUUCAAAGGUUGGAAUGAAUUUCGGGGUCAAAGGGUUGGCAUUGACCAUAAUGUGGUAGAUGCUAAGGGGAAAUGGACUAACGUUGGUUUAGAUGGAAACGGUCACGUAAAUGAAGGAAAUUUAGGACCUAAAUUGGAGCAAAAGGGUUUAGAAACCUCCAGUAAUUCUAAAGUACUAAAUGCUAGCUUUGUUGCAAGAGUAGAAGGCAAUUCCCAUUCAAUUAGACAACCAAUAGAUAUUCAAGUGAGGCAGGCAGAAAUAGCACAAAAUGUGACUCUUUUGCAAUCUGGUUCAAAGAAAGAGAAAGCAGUGACCAUGAAAGAUUUAUCUGCAGAGAGAGAAGAUCCUUCAGAAUUCAUUACUCAUAGAGCGAAGGAUUUUCUUUCAAGUAUCAAGGAUAUAGAGCAUCGGUUUUUUAGAGCUUCUGAAUCUGGCAAGGAGGUUUCCAGGAUGCUUGAAGCAAACAAUAUAAGGGUUGGAUAUUCUGAGACAAAAGGGAGUUCAUCUGCCUCAGCAAUUCUGGCAAAUUUUCAGGUUUGCUGCCGUGGAAAGACUGCACUUGUUUCUCAUGAACCAGCAGAACAUGUUACUAAGGUUAUUACCUGGAAGCGGACAGCAUCUUCAAGGUCAUCUUCUUCUAGAAAUCCACUUGCCACAGCCGCAAGAGACGAUGUGUCUGACAGUGGUAGUGAUUUUGUAGAAGAAUUCUGCAUGAUUGCUGGAAGUCAUUCCUCCACCCUUGAUAGGCUGUAUGCAUGGGAAAGAAAACUAUAUGACGAAGUAAAGGCAAGUGAAUUCAUCAGGAAGGAGUAUGAUCGGAAAUGUAACCAACUCCGGCACCAAUUCGCCAAGGAUCAUAGUGCCCAAGUGAUUGACAAGACUAGAGCAGUUGUGAAGGAUCUACAUUCACGGAUAAUAGUGGCAAUUCACUCCGUUGAUACUAUUUCAAAGAGGAUUGAGAAAAUGAGAGAUGAAGAAUUGCAGCCACAACUUCUAGAGCUAAUUCAAGGGCUGAUCAGGAUGUGGAAGGCCAUGCUCGAAUGCCAUCAUUCACAGUAUAUCACCAUCUCAUUGGCAUACCACUCAAGAAAUGCUACAGGAACUCCUCAGGGAGAUACUCGCAGGCAGAUUAUGGCUCAGCUUCAGGAGGAGAUUGAGUGUUUUGGCUUAAGCUUUGCAAACUGGGUCAACAGUCUCGCAUCCUAUGUGGAAGCCCUUAAUGGUUGGCUACAACACUGCAUCUUGCAGCCACAGGAGCGUUCCAAGAGCAGGAAACCAUUCUCCCCUCGUCGAGCUGUGGCGCCACCUAUUUUUGUUCUCUGUCGUGAUUGGUCAGCUGGGAUCAAAGCUUUGCCAUCUGAGGAACUUAGCAAUGCCAUUAAAACCUUCUUAUUUGACUUGUGUGAUUUAAUGGACCAACAAGUACAAAAGAAAGAGAAAUCAGUUGACGCAAACAAUGGAGAAUCAGAGGGCAAAGAUGAUGAUGAGAAAAAUGAUGAGACCUCGUCAAACUUGCCGUGCAUCCAAGCAAGUUUGACAAAGGUUCUUGAUAGACUAAACAAAUUUUCUGAGGCUUCGCUGAAAAUGUACGAGGACAUUAGACAGAGAAGUGAAGCAGCUCGAUUGGCAUACUUGAAUUGCAGGCCAGCUAGAUAUUAAAGGUUAUGUAAUUAUGAGCAGUGUUAUGUAAUUAUAAAGCAUUUUCACUCAGUUUAUGAUUGGUACUUGGAGACGAAAAUAGAUACUUGUAAAUGUUGAAAGUAUCGGUUCAAGGAGUGUUUGGGGAGAGUUAGAAUUUGUUUUGCAGCAUUGCAGAAAUAGUGUUUUGCAUCUUACUAGGAUUCUUUAGUUUUUUGAGCUUUGUAUUGCUUUCCAACCAGAAAAUAUAGAUUUUUGCAGCCUUUUUGAGUUUUUA